CUUCCGGACGAAGUCCUUAGCCGAAACUAGGCGCUAAAUCCAGACUGUUGUACACUAAAAUGUCGGCCUGCUGUGUGUCCGGCUGUAAAAAUCGGCACUCCUUAAACAGCAAACUCAAAUUUUACAGAAUACCGUCUGGAUACCGGCCGUUUCAGGCCAACCGGAGACGUUUAUGGCUACAAGCAAUACAACAAGUGAACGGCAGCACCGAGGAGCUCAAAGGGAAUGUUCGUAUUUGUGGCGCUCAUUUUAUAUCAGGGGAGGCGUCCAUGGACCACGACAGUCCUGACUUCGUCCCCUCUGUGUUUACAUGCGCUGCAAAGAGUACCAAGAAAAACGUGAAAAGAUUUUUUGGUCAUAGAAGAAGAAGGCGCCACCCUAAAGCCAAUGCAGAAAAAGAAGAAACACCACCCACAGACAGUUCUCCAACUGACCUCCAGGCAUCUGUUUUGAUGGAAACUGAACUUCCAGAAGAAAUACAGACAUCAUCAACCCUUUCAGUGCCAAAGGAAGGGGAAACAUUGACUAAAGAGGCUGAGGCUGAAACUGGAACUAAAACAACAUCUGACCCAAACAAGACAUCAGAAUCAUAUAAAGUGCCAACAGGCAUCCUAAAACUACACAACACGAGGCCUGUUGUGCUCCUAAAACGUCUAGUUGUACCAUCAGGUGAGUAUCAGUGCACGCUGUGCAAUCAAAACUUCAUCAGUGUAUCUCAGCUUGACAAACACAAACAGCUGCAUGAAGAAGAAAAGUCCUUUAUCUGUGAAAAAUGCGGAAAGCACUUCACAAAUCAGGCUGAUUUCACCGAGCACCAGUGUGACGACAUUGACGAGCCCUCCUUUCAGUGCAACAUGUGUGAUCGGUCUUUCACUACAAGCCAUAACCUCAAGCGUCAUAAACUGCUGCAUGUCAAAGAUGGCAGGAAGUGCAGCAGGUGUGGCGUGUUGUUCUGUCAACGUCACGGCCACGUCUUUUUCAAGCUGCAGGAUGAGUCUGAACAGGAUUCCUCCAACAAUGAGCUGCAAAAUGUCGACAGUGAUAUGAUGCCAGAAAACAGCCUGCUGGUGAAGUCUGAGCAGAGCCAUACUGAUGACCUGAAUGAUGAUGCACAGAACACCGGGACUGUAACACCUUUGCUGACAGCUACUGCAACUGCACCCCCACACCCUGGACCUUUAUCCAAGACCUUUAAGGCCCCACCUCCAGCCUCACACACAAGAAUCUUAUUAGAAAUCCCUGUGCCGGUGUUGCUGAAACCUUCUCUUAUGCUAGAUCCACCUCCACCCCCACCAAUCCCCAUGCACUCAGGAAACCCAGGAACAUCUUCUCAGCAUGUGCCACCCAUGCCCAACUGUUCUGCAACCUUCGUCCAACCCUCUCUCCCCCAGCAUCCAGAACUCCCACCCUCACUAAAGCUUUUUUCACCUCAGUACCUCACCUCAGCAUUACUUGAGGUUAAAAGAAAUUAUGAAUAUAUUUUAAGCAAACCGGGAGACGUUAAGAACAAGGUUAAGAAGGAAAUUGUAAAGGAGGAACCGUGUGAGCUGCCACUGAUGUCUCCAGGGGAGCAAAGUGUUGAGAAAGUGAAAAAUGAAAGAAUUGCUUAUGACCUGGAGAUUGUGGUCUGAUCUAAAUCUAGUUGGAGACAAAUUCUUGCUUUUAAAACAGGCUUUGUUUGGUUGAUACUACAACAAA
This is a messenger RNA of Toxotes jaculatrix (banded archerfish), 1698 nucleotides long. RefSeq names its product zinc finger protein 652-B-like. Lineage: Eukaryota; Metazoa; Chordata; Actinopteri; Toxotidae. The record is from RefSeq and is a predicted model, not a curated record. The coding region runs from base 60 to 1631 and encodes 523 amino acids. The transcript is spliced from 4 exons.